Messenger RNA from Jaculus jaculus (lesser Egyptian jerboa), 741 nucleotides. RefSeq names its product CD80 molecule (gene Cd80). The record is from RefSeq and is a predicted model, not a curated record. NCBI's taxonomy places the organism in Eukaryota, Metazoa, Chordata, Mammalia, Rodentia, Dipodidae. Bases 1 to 741 code for a protein of 246 amino acids. Gene Ontology annotation, cellular component: external side of plasma membrane. The transcript has 3 exons. Gene Ontology annotation, biological process: negative regulation of T cell proliferation; cellular response to lipopolysaccharide; cell surface receptor signaling pathway.
AUGGGUUCCCCACUGAGACAGAAAGCACCACCCCCCAAGCGUGGCCUCCUUGGGCCCCUUGGUCUGUUCUUUACACUGGCCGGUCUUCUCCAUGUUUCUUCAGGCACGCACCAAGUGACCAAGGCGGUGAAUGAAAUUGCCACACUGUCCUGCGCUUACAACAUCUCCCUUGACGAACUGGCCAGGAUCCGCGUCUACUGGCAAAAAGGCAACAAGAUGGUACUGAGCAUCAUGUCUGGGAGUGUGAAAAAGUGGGACACAUACGAGAACCGGACUCUGAUCGACUUAAGAGAUAACCUCUCUCUCGUGAUCCUGGCCCUGCACCUCUCGGACAUGGGCACUUACACUUGCAUCAUUCAGAAAAGUGACGAGAAGGGGAUUUACAAACGGGAACACAUGAUUUCCGUGACUCUGUCCAUCAAAGCUAACUUCCCUGUCCCUAGCAUAAUGGAACUUGGACAUCCUUUUCCUAAUAUUGCAAGAAUAAUGUGCUCAACGUCUGGAGGGUUCCCAAAGCCCCACCUCUCCUGGAGGGGAAGUGAAGAUUUAAGCGUCGUCAGCACCACGGUGUCCCAGGACCCCGAGACGUGGCUGUACACAGUGAGCAGCAAGCUGGACUUCAACGUGACAUACAACCAGAGCUUCGUGUGCGUUGUCCAGUAUGGAGAGCACACGGUGUCAAGUGUCUACGACUGGAUAAAACGUAAGCAACGUGAACCCUGGAGGCUCUAUUACGUAUAA